Messenger RNA from Nerophis ophidion (straightnose pipefish), 3781 nucleotides. It is a transcript of the gene zbtb11, whose product is annotated as zinc finger and BTB domain containing 11. The transcript has 10 exons. Gene Ontology annotation, molecular function: DNA binding; protein binding. The record is from RefSeq and is a predicted model, not a curated record. NCBI's taxonomy places the organism in Eukaryota, Metazoa, Chordata, Actinopteri, Syngnathiformes, Syngnathidae. Bases 233 to 3664 code for a protein of 1143 amino acids.
GUUUACUUCCGCCCUGACUGACGCAACAUCCGGUUGUGCAGCAGCCAUUUUGUCUGUUCGGGCAUUUCUACUCCGACGUUUGGGAAACUGCCGUUCCACCUUGAUAGUCACUCCCGAAAAUAGUUACAAUGUCGCAGUUUAAAGUUUUAUAGCAGCAAAACGUCGGUUAAAAUUGUAUUUCAAUCAUUCCGCGUCCGGAGAGGCCAAAAGUUAUCCCCGUCCUCUCGGAAAGAUGUCGUGCGAGGAGAGCUACUUGGCCAUCCUUCGCUAUCUGACGGAUGAAGGAGAGCCGUACGCCCCCGGCACUCCGGGCAACACCAAGAGGAAGAUCCGCAAGGCGGCGGCCUGCUACGUGGUGCGGGACGGCGUCUUGUUCUACCAGCGCCGCCGGAAGGGCCAGGACGCCUUCAGCGAGCUGGAGGUGGUGCUGCAGGACCCCCGCAGGAAGGAAGUCAUCAGCCGGGCACACGUCCUGGAAGGCGGGGAGCACCUCAACCAGCAGCUCACCUGGGAGACCAUCUCGCAGAAGUACUGGUGGAGAGGUAUCCAGAAGCAGUUGAAGGACCACAUACGAGAGUGUGAGCACUGCGCACGUCGGCGGGCCACAGAUGAAGGGUCAGGGCGAGGGAUGUCCAUCUUCGGCCGUCUGACCAAACGCAAGGUGGCCGACGACGAGGAUCUCGAGGAGGAGGAAGAGCUUGACGAUGGCCUGUUUUUCAUGGACAGAUCCAAGGUGUCGGAAAAUGAGGAACUGGUUUAUGUGAACAGCACAGGUGAGGUGAACCAGUUCCUGUCCCAACACGGACAAACCAUGUUGGACAAGCUCAACCAGCAGCGCCUCAGCAAUAAAUUCUGUGACAUCACGCUGCUGAUCGAGGGCGAGGAAUACCGGGCGCACAAAGCCGUGAUGGCGGCGUGCAGCGAGUACUUCAACGAGCUCUUCUUCGAGAAGGGCGCCGCCACCACGCACGAAGCCGUGGUCGACCUCGCCGGUUUCACCAAAGACAGCUUCCUGCCGCUGCUGGACUUCGCCUACACGUCCACGCUCACGUUUAACUUCAGCAUCAUGGCGGAGAUCGCCAACCUGGCACGCCACCUGUUGAUGUCGGAGGUGCUGCAGAUCUGCGAGUCGGUGCACAAGCAGGUGGAGGCGCGGCAGCUGAUGCUGUACCAGCGAAGGGACGUCCACACGGUGGUGCCCGACAAUGUGGUGCCCGACAAUGUGGCGUCCCAUCAGGACGCGGCGGACGUAGGCGGCGCGUACACGGUCACCAUUCAGAGUGACGGCAGCGCAGUCGUGACCCACACGGGACUGGCAGGGGCAGGCGAGCCUUUUACCAUCAUGGCGCCUGGCGGUACCGAGCAGCAGGUGGCCGUCGCUGCUCAGGCAGUGGAGGGCACCACGGUGCUACAUGGCGAGGACGGCCAGACGCUGACGCUAAUAGCGCACGACGGUCAAGCGGCGCUCAUCUCCCACGGCGGCGAGGGCGAGGAGGGGGAAACCAUGACGGUGGUCACCCACAGCGGACAAGCGGGUGUCGGCAAAUCCUUCUGCCUGGCCAUCGAGCAGCCCCAGGGGGCAGAGGCGGAGACCUUUGUCCUAGACGUGGAGGCGGACCCGGCCGAGCCCUCGGAGGUCACCCCGCCCGAGGCGCACAUCCCGGCGGUAGCCGAGGGUACGGCCACCGAGACGUCGGCGCCGGACCAGCUCGAUCCUCCGCCCCAGAAACGUAAACGUGGGCGGCCGGCCAAAGUGAAGAAGGAGGUGGAGGUGUUGGCGCCCCCGCUGGAGCAGGAGCAGGAGGAGGGGGAGGGGGAGGGGGAGUGGGGGCUCUCCACCGAUGAAGACAAGCAGGUGGACAUGUCCGACCCCAGCAAACGACGACUGCGUCAACGCUCGAUGGCGGAGGGAGGCUACGCGCGGCUGCACAUGGGCCUGGAGGGCGAGGAGGAGGGGAAGAGAGUCGCAACCCCCCCACACACCACCACCCCAAAGGUGGUCCCGAGGCCCGGAAAGAGGGGGCGCCCUCCCAAGCUGCCAGUGGAGAACUCUGCAGCAGAAGAGAAGGAGUCCGCGGCAGAAAAUGAGGUCGCCGUGAACGUUUCGUCCGAACACGUGGACCGUGACGAGGCCACCGCCAAGUCGGCGGACGCUGAGGUGGCAACAGAGGGGGGAGACAAAGCGGCAGCAGACGGCGCCACGGAGGGAGACUACACGUGCAUGGAGUGCGGCAUGUCCUUCCCGCGCCGCUACGCCCUCAUCAUGCACGCCAUGAAGCACGACAAGGCGCGAGGAUACAAGUGCAGUCUGUGCAACAAAGAGUUCCAGUACGUGGCCUCGCUGCGCGCCCACCUGACCCGCCACAAGCAGAGGAGCAGCCAGCGAGCGCCCGCCGCCUCCAAAGUGUCGGACGAGGAGCGCGGCAACAAGGCGACGGCGCCGCCGCAGACCACGCGCAAGUAUGUGUGCGACCUCUGCGGCAAGACGCUGCCCCGCCUCUACUCGCUCAGCGUGCAUAUGCUGCAGCACACGGGCGUGCGGCCGCACUCCUGCAAGGUGUGCGGCAAGACCUUCGCCCACAAGUACAACCUGAAGAUGCACCGUGUUCUGCAUGACGUCACCAAGCAGUUCCAGUGUCAGUACUGCGACAAGUCCUUCGUCAGCAAGCGCAACAUGGAGGAGCACACCAGCCUGCACACAGGUGAGUCCAAGUACCUCUGCAACAAGUGCGGAGCCACCUUCUAUCGAGCCUCGGCGCUGAGCAAACACCUAAAGAAGCACAAACCUAAACCGGACGUGCGGGCGUUCGCUUGUUCCCGCUGCGACAAGCGCUUCUUCGAGGCCAAAGACCUGCAGCAGCACAUGAACAAGCACUUGGUCCUCAAGCCCUUCCAGUGCGAGGUGUGUGGGAAGUGCUACAGCUGGAAGAAGGACUGGUACUCGCACGUCAAGUCGCACAGCGUGGUGGAGCCGUACAAGUGUAACGUGUGCGGGAAGGAGUUCCUGGAGAAAGCGCUCUUCAGGAGGCACGUGAAAAAGGCCACGCAUGGCAAGAAAGGCCGCGUCAAACAGAACCUGGAGCGCCACUGCGAGCAUUGUGGCAGGAAGUUUGUCCAGCUCAGGGAGUACCGGCGCCACAUGAACACUCAUCAAGGAAUAAAGCCCUUCGAGUGCGUGACGUGCGGCGUGGCGUGGGCCGACGCCCGCUCCCUCAAGCGCCAUGUGCGCACGCACACGGGCGAGCGUCCGUACGUGUGCCCCGUCUGCCAGGAGGGCCACAUCGACGCCCGCACGCUGCGCCGCCACAUGACCAAGCACCACGUGGACAGCCUGCCGGGCAAGAUCAUGCUGGAGAAGGACACGCUGCAGUUCCACAACCAGGGCACGCAGGUGGAGCACGCCGUCAGCAUCCUGCCCGCCGACCUGCCGCCCGAGCUGCGCCUGGCCCAACCGCCGCCCUCCGAGGAGAUCGAGACGGUGCUCAUCACCGAGGAGACGGUGGAGGCCAUGGACGCCGUGGAGGCGGUGCAGGUGGCCGACGGCGCCGUGCUGUCGGACCAGGGCAUCAUGCAGGUGGUCAACUACGUCCUGGCGCAGCACGCCAUCACCGGCAUCAAGGUGGAGGAGGCGCCCGAGGCCGUCCAGACCAUGGAAGUGGAGUGAACUUUUUCUUACCUUUGUACAUAUUCUUAUUGUUAUUAAUAUCAUGUCGGCCCACAAGAACACUCAGGUGAAACCUUUGUAGAAACGAACUCAUUAAACCGACCCUGACGCAUCUUC